Messenger RNA from Sesamum indicum (sesame), 420 nucleotides. The record is from RefSeq and is a predicted model, not a curated record. Lineage: Eukaryota; Viridiplantae; Streptophyta; Magnoliopsida; Lamiales; Pedaliaceae.
AUGGUCAUGAAGUAUGGAGCUUUCGAGUUUCUUGUCAUGCCUUUCAACCUGACGAACGCUCCCGCAACCUUGAGCACUUUGAUGAACCAGAAUCUUGAUCGAGCACGUAGACCAUUUGUAGCAGAUUCUGACGAGACCCAUGAGCAUGAGCUAUAUGCGAAGGUGUCGAAAUGCUUGUUUGCUCAGGAGACUAUCAGUUUCUUGGGGCACAUCGUGGAGAGAGGACGUAUUCAGAUGGACCCCAAGAAAGUACAUGCUAUUGAGGAGUGGCGGCUGCCGAGCAAUGUUCAUGACUUGCGCUCAUUUCUCGAUUUGGCGAAUUAUUAUCGGUAUUUUGUGAAAGGUUACUCAGAGAUAGCACAGCCCCUGACGGACUUAUUGAAGAAGAUGGAGACUUGGAAUUGGACGCCCCAAUGCUAA